GGUAACGAGAGGAGGCAGGCAGACGGAUCAGGGACCAUCCGAGCUUGGCGUGCGUGCGGUAGACAGCGGGGGAAAGAGAGAGAGAGAGAGGGGAAGCCGUAGCCUACGAGAAGUGACGUGACGUCACUGGCUUUCCUGAAAGUCAACAACAAGCCAAGCGACAGAGGCUCAACGGCGGUUCCGGGGAAACGGUGAAGCUGCAGCCGCCUUUGCUGACCCACAACAUACUGGCCACUGGGUUCUGUCUGGCCGCAGACGCGCAGAGACAACUGUGACUCAACAGAGAAAAGGCUGAGUCACCAGCGAAGAGUGGGAAGGUCUGCUGAACAGAAAAGAAGGAGAGAAGACGGAGAGAGAGAGAGAGAGAGAGAGCACGCUCAACGGAGAGAGCAAGAGAACAACGUAAAAGGAAAGACAGAGAGAGCAACAGAGAGAGAGCGAGAGACAGAGAGCAACGGAGAGUGAAGAAACCAGAGGGGAGGGAGGAAGAGUGAAAAAGUGAGCCGGCUUGAGAGACUGAGAAAGAGAGAGAGACUGAGAGAAACAGGGAGAGAGGAAGAGAGGAAGAACGAGGAAGAAGAGGGAGAUUGUGGAAGCCAAACAGAGGGAGACGACCACAAGAGCAGAGGAGAGGAGAGGAGACGGAACGCCACCCCCUAAACCCAGCUGAGCCUCAACCGACCCAGAGAGAGAGAGGAAGAGAAACGACAAGAAGAGAGAAACAAACGGCAAGAAGAGAGAGACACAGAGAGAGAGAGAGAGAGAGAGCCAGCAGGGGAGGGAGGGGAGCCCACGCUCUCUACUCUACACGCCGCCGAGGCUGGGAGGUCUAACCGACCCCCUCUCCUCCUCCUCCUCCUCCUCCUCCUCCUCCUCCUUCUCUUCCUUCUCUCCCCCUCUCCUCUCCUCUCCUCCUCACAUCCUCUCCUCCUCCCCACACUCUCCUUCACCGCUGCCUGACUGCCUGCCCCCUCAACUCCCUCCUUCGCUCUCUCCCUCUCUCUCUCUCUCUUGCUCUCGUUCUCCCGCUCCCUCCCGCACUCUCCCUCUCUCCCUCUCUCCCUCCCUCCCUCCCUCCGCUCGGUGUGUGUGAGAGUGUGUGAGCCGGGGAGAGCGUCUGUAGCGGCGGCGCGGCGGCGACAGCAGCACGGCAGGCACAGGCACAGCUCAGCGUGGCGAGACACCAUGAGCGAUGUUACUAUCGUCAGAGAAGGCUGGCUGCAGAAGAGAGGUGAGUACAUAAAGAACUGGAGGCCGCGCUACUUCCUGCUAAAGACGGACGGCUCUUUCAUUGGCUACAAGGAGAAGCCUCAGGACGCAGAUCUGCCCUACCCACUCAACAACUUCUCUGUUGCAAAAUGUCAGCUGAUGAACACAGAGCGACCAAAGCCCAACACCUUCAUCAUCAGAUGCCUACAGUGGACCACGGUCAUCGAGAGGACGUUCCACGUGGACACGCCAGAGGAGAGAGAUGAGUGGACGGAGGCCAUUCAGAUGGUGGCCGACAAACUGCAGCGGCAGGAGGAGGAGCGGAUCCAGUGCAGCCCCACCUCCCAGAUAGACAGCAUAGGAGAGGAGGAGAUGGACACCACCACCAGCCACUACAAACGCAAGACCAUGAAUGACUUUGACUACUUGAAGCUGCUGGGCAAAGGCACUUUCGGCAAGGUGAUCCUGGUGCGGGAGAAGGCCAGUGGCAAGUACUACGCCAUGAAGAUACUCAAGAAGGAAGUCAUUAUCGCAAAGGAUGAAGUCGCUCACACACUGACGGAGAGCAGAGUACUGAAAAACACCAGACACCCUUUCCUCACCUCUUUAAAAUACUCCUUCCAAACUAAAGACCGGCUCUGUUUCGUCAUGGAGUACGUCAAUGGAGGAGAGCUGUUUUUCCAUUUGUCGAGAGAGCGGGUGUUCUCAGAGGAGCGAACGCGCUUCUACGGCGCGGAGAUCGUCUCGGCCCUCGACUACCUGCACUCCGCCAAGAUUGUCUACCGGGACCUCAAGCUGGAGAACCUGAUGCUGGAUAAGGAUGGCCACAUUAAGAUUACAGACUUCGGCCUGUGUAAGGAGGGCAUCACUGAGGCAGCCACCAUGAAGACCUUCUGUGGAACACCAGAGUACCUCGCCCCUGAGGUCCUGGAGGAUAAUGACUACGGCCGUGCGGUGGACUGGUGGGGCCUGGGCGUGGUGAUGUACGAGAUGAUGUGCGGCCGGCUGCCCUUCUACAACCAGGACCACGAGAAGCUGUUCGAGCUCAUCCUCAUGGAGGAGAUCAAGUUCCCGCGCACCCUGUCCUCCGACGCCAAGUCCCUGCUCUCCGGACUGCUCAUCAAGGACCCCAACAAGAGACUUGGAGGUGGGCCAGAUGACGCUAAAGAAAUCAUGCGGCACAGCUUCUUCACAGGCGUGGACUGGCAAGACGUGUACGAUAAGAAGCUGAUCCCUCCCUUCAAGCCUCAGGUAUCUUCUGAGACGGAUACCAGGUACUUUGACGAGGAGUUUACGGCUCAGACCAUUACAAUAACUCCCCCGGAGAAAUUCGAUGAAGACGGCAUGGAUUGUAUGGACAACGAGCGAAGACCACAUUUCCCACAAUUCUCCUACUCGGCCAGUGGGCGGGAGUGAGCUACGGGUGGUGGAGCAUCACGCCGUGUUUUUCCCCUCAUGUAUGGUUACCAUGGUUACCAACUGGACCAUCAGCUUCUGACCAACCUCUCUGUAUCUCUCAACUGGAGAGACCCCUUCCCACCCGACUCCUCCACACACACACACACACACACACACACACACACACACACACACACACACACACACACACACACACACACACACACACACACACACACACACACACACACACACACACACACACACUCUUCCCCCUCGUUUAUACUGCUACUGGUUGCACUGAUGGGACAGGCAAACUAUGGUGUACUCUAGUUUUGUGUUGCUGUUUUCUUUUUUGGGGGUUGUUUUUGUUUUGUUUUCUCCCGUUUUAGUGUGCAACAUAGUGUGUUUUGUUGUUUUAUACACUGAAUUUCUUUGGUUUGUUAAUUUAUUCGAUUUUAUUUUCGAUUUACUUUCUGUUUGUUUGGUGAGUUUUGCAAUUUCUCUCACCGUUAUAGUGUAGACAGCCAGUGCGAAACGGCUGUUCGCUCCCCCCCCCCUCCACGUCGCUGUAAUGGAAACUGAACAAAAACAGAACUGCCUUAUGCACUUCGUCUCUCUCGGUCAUGGAAAGGUGAGAGGCACCUGGCUUCAGAUUCACAGGAGGUGUUUUUGUUUGAUCAAGGGCAGAAUUUAGUCUUUCCUGGUCAGAUUAAAACAUUGUAGAGUCCCAACCGGUCCCACCUGGUCCCUCUAGAUCCAGCCCAGAGAAACUGUAAAAUUGGUGGGGGCGGUGGAAAGAAUCCUGGGUGGGGCAGGCGGGGAGUCUGGUCCGAAGUCUCAAAGCGAGUCUCUUCCGAUACAGUAUAUUGGUUGGAGCUCAGUCAGUGCCCUGUCAGAUCUUUAAAUUUAGCUGUAGUUGGUUAGCUUCGUAGCGUAGCGUAGUGUAGUCUUAGAGAUUUUUUUAGAAACUGCCAGAUAUAUGAAAAAUAAAUAAAUAAA
Engraulis encrasicolus (European anchovy) is the source of this 3609-nucleotide messenger RNA. It is a transcript of the gene akt3a, whose product is annotated as v-akt murine thymoma viral oncogene homolog 3a. The transcript has 14 exons. Bases 1186 to 2625 code for a protein of 479 amino acids. Gene Ontology annotation, biological process: protein phosphorylation. Gene Ontology annotation, molecular function: protein serine/threonine kinase activity; ATP binding. Lineage: Eukaryota; Metazoa; Chordata; Actinopteri; Clupeiformes; Engraulidae. The record is from RefSeq and is a predicted model, not a curated record. Gene Ontology annotation, cellular component: nucleus; cytoplasm.